AUGAGCGAGAAGAAUGACGAUAUUCCAUUGGCCGACGAUGAUGACACCGACACGAUCAUCAGCGGCGGAAAAACGCCGCGAGCUGCUCAGCCGCUUCCGAAAGAGGAGCCGCCGGAGGAUCCCGAGGAAAAAGCGCGACUCAUAACACAAGUUCUCGAGCUUCAAAACACACUCGAUGAUUUGUCUCAACGCGUCGAUUCGGUCAAAGAGGAAAGUCUGAAAUUGUCGUCUGAAAAUCAAGUAUUAGGCCAGUACAUUCAAAAUCUGAUGACGUCGUCGGCGAUUUUCCAAUCAUCUCAGCCAUCCCGUCAAAAACAGUAG
Messenger RNA from Caenorhabditis bovis, 321 nucleotides. NCBI's taxonomy places the organism in Eukaryota, Metazoa, Nematoda, Chromadorea, Rhabditida, Rhabditidae. The record is from the annotation of a GenBank genome assembly.